This is a messenger RNA of Ustilago hordei, 2190 nucleotides long. RefSeq names its product putative CDC46 - cell division control protein. The coding region runs from base 1 to 2190 and encodes 729 amino acids. Gene Ontology annotation, molecular function: 3'-5' DNA helicase activity; single-stranded DNA binding; ATP binding. Gene Ontology annotation, cellular component: MCM complex; nucleus. Gene Ontology annotation, biological process: DNA replication; DNA replication initiation; double-strand break repair via break-induced replication. The transcript has a single exon. The record is from RefSeq and is a predicted model, not a curated record. NCBI's taxonomy places the organism in Eukaryota, Fungi, Basidiomycota, Ustilaginomycetes, Ustilaginales, Ustilaginaceae.
AUGUCAGGCUUCGACUCGGGCCGUGUCUUCUCGGCACAAGCCCUCGCCGGAUCAGAGGCAUCUCGCGCCCCUGAUGCUCCCGCACAGACCGAACAGACUCUCUUCAACUUUGUUCAGACUUUCCGCACAGGCAACGAUUACAUCUACCGUGAUCGUCUACGAGCCAACCUGCUCGCAAAGCAGUACGUUCUUGAGGUCCAACUCGAACACGUCCAGCUGUGGAGCAACGACCUUGCUCAAGCUCUCCGCGACACACCUUCCGACAUCCUCCCGCUCUUUGAAUCGGCAGUCAAACGCGCGGCUCGUGCCAUCCUAUACCCCGUCAUCACUCGCGAUGAACAACGUCCCGAAGCACCCGACUGUCAAGUCACCUUGCGAAGUCAUGCCAACCUUACACCCAUGCGUGACUUGCACGCUGAUAGCAUCUCCCACCUUGUUCGUGUGCCAGGUAUCGUCAUUGGUACUACUACUCUUUCCUCCCGUGCGACGCAUCUGCAGAUCAUGUGCAGAGAUUGUCGCACCACAAAGGCGCUACCUGUUGUUUCAGGCUUUGGUGCUUUCACCUUGCCUCGAUACUGCGACGCGACACAGAUGGACGCCGGUGCCCCAAGGUGUUCGACCGAUCCGUAUGUGAUCUUGCACGACAAGUGCCGAUUUGUUGAUACGCAGACGGUAAAGCUACAGGAAGCUCCGGAUAUGGUGCCUGUGGGUGAGCUGCCUCGUCAUAUGCUCAUGUCUGUUGAUCGUGCGCUCUGCGGGCGUGUGGUCCCAGGCUCGCGAAUUAUCGCUACUGGCGUCUACUCGACUUUUAACAGCGCUGGCAAGGGGUCCAAGGCUGGUGCCAUUGCUCUGCGCACGCCUUACUUGCGGGUUGUGGGUCUGGAGGUCGACGCUGAAGGAGCAGGUGGUCGAGGUAUGGCACGUAUCUUUUCCGCUGAAGAGGAGGAAGAGUUUGCCCGUCUCUCAAGGACACGAGAUCUGUACGAGAAGUUCUCAGCAAGUAUCGCACCCAGUAUCUUCGGAAACCAAGACAUCAAGAAAGCCAUCGCCUGUCUGCUCUUCGGUGGAUCAAAGAAGGUCCUACCUGAUGGCAUGCGAUUGCGUGGCGACAUCAACGUCCUCAUGCUCGGUGAUCCUGGUACUGCCAAGUCCCAGCUGCUCAAGUUCGUCGAGAAGGUCUCCCCUAUUGCCGUCUACACUUCAGGCAAAGGUUCGUCUGCAGCUGGUUUAACCGCAUCAGUGCAACGUGACCCGCAAUCGCGCGAGUUCUACCUCGAAGGAGGAGCGAUGGUGCUCGCCGACGGAGGAGUCGUCUGUAUCGACGAAUUCGACAAGAUGCGAGACGAAGACCGUGUAGCCAUCCACGAAUCGAUGGAGCAACAAACCAUCUCGAUCGCCAAAGCUGGUAUCACUACCAUCCUCAACACCCGUGCAUCCGUCCUGGCGGCAGCCAACCCUAUCUUUGGUCGAUACGACGAUAUGAAGUCUCCCGGCGAGAACAUUGAUUUCCAAACCACUGUCCUCUCUCGUUUCGAUAUGAUCUUCAUUGUCAAAGACGAACACAACGAGCAACGUGAUCGAACGAUGGCGAAACACGUUAUGAACAUUCACAUGAACCGGGCCAACGAUACCACUGCAACAGGAGAAUUCGAUAUCGACCAGAUGAAGCGAUAUAUCUCCUUCUGCAAGGCAAAAUGCGCACCACGUCUCUCUCCCGAGGCAGCAGAGAAACUUUCAUCUCACUUUGUUGCGCUUCGUAAGCAAGUUGCCCAAGUGGAAAGGGACAACGAUGAACGAUCUUCCAUCCCUAUCACGGUUCGUCAACUCGAAGCUAUCGUGCGUAUCUCUGAAUCUCUCGCCAAGGUCACGCUCUCGCCAACAGUUGGUGAGGAGCACGUCGAUGAAGCAAUGCGUCUUUUCCGAUCGUCCACUAUGGACGCUGUCCAAGCUGGCAACGUUGAAGGUAUGACCCGAGGUGAACUUGCCGAAGAAUGCCAAAAACUGGAACGAGAGAUCCGAAGAAGGUUGCCGAUCGGUUGGAGUACAAGUUAUGCUAAACUUCGUCACGAAUUUGUCGAAAGUCAAGGUUACACCAAUCAUGCAUUGGAGAGAACGCUGUUCAUUUUGGAGAAGAGAGAUGUCAUAAGGUUCUCGAACCAGCGUAAGGCGUUGACUCGUACUGGUGUCUAA